Molecule: messenger RNA, 3907 nt
Organism: Porites lobata
Lineage: Eukaryota; Metazoa; Cnidaria; Anthozoa; Scleractinia; Poritidae
Source: the annotation of a GenBank genome assembly
UUAAUUGCAACAAGUACAUUGAAUGACUGGAAUCAUGCUUCUUACUCUGUCUUGCUUUUUGGCUGCAGUCUCAGCUCAGAUCGUAAGUAAAUGUAGGGUUCAUACAAUUCACUUCGUCCUAACAACCGCGUGCCAUAUUUCUAAAACGUCCUGAUAAAUAUGAAGUUUUCCAUACUUUUUCCUGAAUUCAAAACUUUUCUUUUCUCAACAUCCUGCAGAGAAGCAACUGAUUCACCCAAUCGAACGCGUAAUGUCGAUAUCAAGCCUAGCGCUGAAUUCUUCUUACGAUAAACAGGACAUUGUUUGAUCCAGAGACGUCAUGAGCGAACAGUAACCCGGCCGAGGAACAGUAUUUUAAGUUUGGGGAAAAUAGCGUACAAAACGCACGGCUAUCAGCUAAGGCCUGGGCUCAAAAGUGUAUCCCAGCAACAAGAAGCACAUGCCCCCUUAACAAAGAUAUUGCUCCAUUCAUGCAGAGUCUUUCUCCAAUACGCCAAAUCGAGCAAGUGAAAGAAAGGCUCUUCUGGCAGAGGGCGUUCAGUAGCGCGAAGGCUUUUUUUCAGUUCGAUAACAGCAGAGGCAGUUUUAACUGUUCUCCCACACUCACAAGUCGCACCUCCAAUGAGAUCAGUGCUCUAUCCAUGACGUGAAAACGCUUCUCUUAAAAUUUUAUGUACUUGUUAAGCUUAGAAACUGCAAUCCAGUGGUAUGGGUCUAAAUAGCACCUUUUUCGAGAAAUGUUGAUCGAAAGUGCCGCGUUCAAUUCCUCGCUUGCAAAUAACCAUCGGACACAACUUUUUACCAGGUUAAUGUGUUCCUUUUCAACAUUUAAAAAUGAUGUGAAUCUACGCAGUGGUGUCAUCAUAUAAUUACUUUGAAUAUAAGGUGAUCCGGGUUUGGGCAAAUGAAGUUUCGACAAUCUCUGCAGUAGUCGUCAACUUUAACCCUUCAAAGUCCCGGCGGCGAGUGACCAGCAUCAAUUUUCUCUCAACAGUACCUAUAAAUAAACAAGAGGAACUGCAGUGAGAAUUAUUGAAAUAAUAACGUAAGGGAGAACUCUAUGAUCUUUUGUCAAAUUCUCUCAAUUAAGUCUUUAAGUACAGGGUGUCCCAAAAGUUCGUUCCUCUAAAUUCAUGCACCAUAACUUUUGAUCAAAACUUUAUUUUUACAUGAAAUUGCUAGAAGAUGUUUAUUUUCCCAUUGAGUACAUGUAGUCAGAAUUUCAGUAACUAGCAUGCCCUUUUUGAUUUUUUAUCACAUUCUGUAGCCCUUGCGGCACGAAGUGGGAUACAGGGUGUAGACCCACAGAUGAUCCAUUUUGAGCUUUUUUAUCACCUGGUGCGGAAGAGCUAGUUCAACCCCCCAACCAACAUUUGUUUAGUUUAGGCAACUGGAAAAAAUAGAUUUCGGGCAUUCAUCCAAAAAAGAUAAUCAUCCCGGUUUCCUUCCACAGCAACGUUUUGUACUUCUCUACAACUUGAGACGAGCUGGGCUUUACUUGGCAGACUAAGCAGAGGUUUCUUUAUUUGCCAUCUCAUGGGUCUCUAAUUUUAAACAUUUUAAACAGCUUUUCGUGACCCUCUCUGGACUUGGCUUGCUAACUAUGUGAGAGCUUUCUCGUCGAGUCUCCUUUUUUGUAUCUAGCUUUUCUUUAAAACUAUUUAGCUGCUUUAUUCAGGAGUUUUGGUCUUCCCCUUCAUUUCUUGCCUUCAAAACCUUCAUUCCUUCAUGAUCAUUUUACCACCCAACAUUCGGUAUUUUUCCAGUUUUUAGCAGUUUCUACGAAAGAUAAGCCAGUAAAUAGAAAUAUAAAUGCUCAUCCCCCGAAAAUAGCUGAACGUUUUUACGUUAAGGGGAUUUAUCUUUCGUGAUAUUCGCAAAAAACAAGGAAGGAAUUCGAGCAAUUCGGGCUAUAAAAUGCAAAAAAAUAUGUGGCUGGAAAGAAUACUCGGGCACGAACACCUUUGGCGCGGAAUUACUCAAAUCGAAUAUUCGAAUCAAAAAAUAGCAAAACAAGUAUGAAAAUGGUGAAUUAGACUGAAAGACAAAUUUUUUUUCAAUUAUUUGCUUACCAAGUCCAAUCGUACUGAAAUACAGACUUAUAUAAAGUAGAGUAGCGAACUUUUGCGUCACCCUGUAAAUGUACGGGAAUCAGUUUGAAGAAUUUGAAUGUACUAGAUAUUUGGGCUUAAAGGGUUAAAAAUCAAUCCCUUCCAUGGAUAAAGAUAAUUAAAAGAGUUUUUUUUACAUGUAUAUUUCAUUAGUUGUCAUAAUAUUGAUCCUUUAAAAGGAGGAAACUGUGCCACCAUCAGCUCACAUCGAAGGCGGUAAUCCAAGACCUGUGGACUAUCCUGAAGAUACAGGUGCCUUACUUACAAAAUUACUUCCAAACUAAUUACUAACUAGUUUGGCGUUAUAAUUUCACCUCCGGCUCCAUAUAAUAGCGCAACAUCCAUCCGGAAUUCCUAUUUUUUUUUUCUGCGCUUAAUUCGGUGCCAGACUUUCAGUCAAUCAAAAUAUAACCUUCCGAGCGUCGAAGAGCUUUUAAAUGUGAAGUGGUUAGUACAGAGCGUUUUCACAAGGCGUCACGGAGACCAUAUUGGUGUUCCAAAACAAUGAAACUGAGGUUAUGUUGGUGUUUUAAACCAAUCCCGUGGGAGUUGAACUCUUUUGUCAUGUAAACGCUUUCUUUUGCUCCAUUUAAUUUACAUAGGUUCUGGUCACGUGAGUGAAAACACUCUAUAGGGAUUUAGUACAUAAGUCAUUGACGAGACGAAUGAGCCCGGAGGGGUACUCAACACAGUUUAAUACGGGGAGGCUCCACCCUGAGUUUAACCCCCUACCCUAAUAUACAUACAAUAUACAUAUCUAGUCUAGAAGUUUGCAUCCCUUUUAACUGCUGUUAAUCACUGUCUUUUAAAUAUGAAUAAAUAAAAAACAGUUCGUUUUCGCGCCUCAGCCAUAAAAUGCAUCUGUUAGCCCUUUUUACAGAAAGAAAUAACAGUUUUCACUACUGAAUGUAUCCUUUCAUAUAUUCAAACUGAAAUACCUAUUCUUUCAUAUACACGAAGCUGGAAAAAGUUAGCCCCCUUUAAAGCAGAGCUUCCCCAUUUAUAGGCCCGUAGGGAGUACCCCCCGGGGGGAAUGAGGCAAAAAUUUUGGUUCAGUAGGUCUGCGAGAAAAGAGAAAAAACGAACCCUGACAAAUUUGGCAUGAGGUUGGUCUAGCUGGAGUGGCCAAAUAUUAAGACUGAAUAUCUGCCUCACACAGAGACCCUUUCACUCGGCUUAUCUAUAAAAUAGAAUUUAAUUAGAUACUUAACUUUAUACUCUUUUACUUUUCUAUCCCUCAGCCCCACUUUUUGCGCCGGACUAAACUUCAUUUAACUUUUGACGGUUUUCCUAGACAAAACCUACAGCUUGCGUCAGUUUCCAAAGAAAGAAUAAGAUUCCUAUGGUUUUUCUUCGCUUUUUUUCAGUAAUUGCAUCCUGGAACCCAAACCAUCCCAAAAGCCACCUGAAAAACGGGUUUACCUUCGAUGGUUCUCAUUUGAUUGUACCUGCCAGUGGCCUAUACUAUGUAUAUGUACAGUUAUACUUCAACGCUGAGCCCCAAGCUACCACGAAUCGUGUGGGUGUAUUCACUGACCAGAGCCUUUUGCUGAUGAUCCAUAAGUCCAUGGAACCCAACACGGAGGAAACAGCGACGGCAGGAGGGGUCUUUCAGCUGAAUAAAGGGCAGAGAGUAUUUGUGAAACCUCUCAAGGGCCUUGGCUCCGUAAAAAUGUGGCUUGGACCAAAUCACACGUAUUUUGGCUUGUUUAAGAUUAACUAUUAAACAGCUGUUGUUGUUCAUUUUCAAAUACAGUUAUAUAUUGUAUUAAAUUCCAAUGUGAUGUCAAGACGUG